This is a messenger RNA of Vidua macroura (Pin-tailed whydah), 2426 nucleotides long. RefSeq names its product sideroflexin 2 (gene SFXN2). Gene Ontology annotation, cellular component: mitochondrial inner membrane. NCBI's taxonomy places the organism in Eukaryota, Metazoa, Chordata, Aves, Passeriformes, Viduidae. The coding region runs from base 1 to 1098 and encodes 365 amino acids. Gene Ontology annotation, molecular function: monoatomic ion transmembrane transporter activity. The transcript has 12 exons. The record is from RefSeq and is a predicted model, not a curated record. Gene Ontology annotation, biological process: monoatomic ion transport; serine import into mitochondrion.
AUGGGCAACUGCGUCACACCCACCCCGCGCGCCGACGUGCCCGCGCCGGGGGAGGGGCCAGCGACGGCCCCCGCCCACAAACGGCGCAUGCGUACGAGGACGGCCCUGCCGGGAGAGACCUACACCAAGAUGGCCACAGUUUCCCUUAGCUUCAACAUCGACUCCCCACGCUGGGACCAGAGCACCUUUGUGGGGCGCCUGAAGCACUUCCUCAACAUCACCGACCCUCGGACAGUGCUGGUGCCAGAGGAGGAGCUGGACCAGGCCAAGGCCCUGGUGGAGGGCUGCAGGGCCGGGCUGGUGCCACCAGGAAGCAGCCAGGAGCAGCUGCUCUAUGCCAAGAAGCUGUACGACUCAGCCUUCCACCCUGACAGCGGUGAGAAGAUGAACCUCAUUGGGAGGAUGUCCUUCCAGGUGCCGGGGGGCAUGGCCAUCACUGGCUGCAUGCUCCAGUUCUAUCGGACAGUGCCUGCCGUGGUUUUCUGGCAGUGGGUGAACCAGUCCUUCAAUGCCUUUGUCAACUACACCAACCGCAACGCUGCCUCCCCCAUCUCUCUGAGGCAAAUCGGGGUGGCUUAUGUCACGGCCACUGGUGCAGCCCUGGCCACCGCAGUGGGACUCAACCUCUACACCAAGCGAGCCCCACCCUUGCUGGCCCGCUGGGUCCCCUUUGCAGCUGUGGCUGCUGCCAACUGUGUCAAUAUCCCCAUGAUGCGGCAACAGGAAAUCAUCAACGGGAUCACAGUGACAGAUGAGAACAACAACGAGCUCGGCCGCUCCAGGAGGGCAGCAGUGAAGGGCAUCGCACAGGUUGUGCUCUCCAGGAUCACCAUGGCAGCACCAGGCAUGAUUAUUUUGCCCAUCAUCAUGGAGCGGCUGGAGAAAUUCACCUUCAUGCAGCGGAUCCGGGUUCUCCACGGGCCUUUGCAGGUGCUGCUCUGCGGGGGCUUCCUCCUGUUCAUGGUGCCAGCAGCCUGUGCCCUCUUCCCCCAGCGAUGCUCCCUUGCACUGGCUGACCUUGAGGUGGAGCUGCGUGACAGUAUCAUGGCCAAGCACGGGGACAAAGUGCCAUAUGUCUAUUUUAACAAAGGACUGUGAGUGGAGACUACCUCAGGAGCCAUCACACCCCUCUGGCCUCCUGCCACUACUAUUCCCACGUCCCCCGAGCAGGGUCAGAGGCACAGUCCAGCCCAGAUCUGUGCCCCCACCCAGCACCUUCUCUGCAGCCUUCUUCCACUGUAGAAUCAGGAUUUGACUCUGUGUCCAGCUUGCAGCACUCUGGCUCAUCCUGACCCAUGCCCAUCUGCUGCUGGCCAUGUCUCAGCCUUCUUGUGUCCCUCUUGCCCUGAGGGAUGCCUGUGCUUCCUGUGCCUUCCUGUGGCCCAGCCUGUCUGGGCCUCACUGGGUUUGGCCCCAUGAGGCAUGAGGCUCUCUCCCUUGGGGCUCAGAGAACAGUUCUACCUCCAAACGCAGAUAUCCUGCCAUUGUACCAGCAACCAAACUACAUUCCUGCCUUAAACCACCAUAGUAGCCUCUUCUCAAGAGAUGGAUCAUGUCUUGGCAGGUGUGAAGGGACCUGUUCUCUCUGCACCAUGAGAGUGACCAUUCCAAAGUCCAGAGAUCAAUGCUUGGACUAUGCAUUCCUUGCUCUCAGGUACAGGUUCUAUUGACUCUGUGUUUGCCACAAGCCAGGAAAUAAAUAGCUAGUUGUUUUUAGCUCUGAUUUCUUCAUUCCUCUGAGCACUGUCACCCUUGUCCUGCAUCUCUGGUCUCCACAGUAGAACCAUGAAACUGCAGCUUUAGGGGACAAUUGGCUCUGUGCCCCCUUUGACAUGGGGAAGAAGACAGAAAUCACAGAAUUGUUAGGGUUGGAAGGACCUCUGGAGGUCAUCUAUUCCAGCCCCCCCUGCUGAGGCAGGGUCAUUGGAGCAGGUUACACAGGAAUGUAUCCAGGUGAGUUUUGAGUAUUUCCAGAGAGGGAGACUCCACAACCUGCCUGGGCAGCCUGUUCCAGUGCUUUGCUAUCCUUAAUGUGUAAAGAAUUUCUUCCUCAUGUUGAGGUGGAACUUCUUGUGGUUUAGUUUAUGGCCAUUGUUCCUUGUCCUGUCGCUGGGCCCCACUGAAAAGAGCCUGGCACCCUGCCCUUGGCACCUGCCUUUGAGACAUUUAUAUGCAUAGAUGAGAUCCCUCUCAGUCUUCUCUUUUCUAGACUGAAUAGACCUGGCUCUCACAGUCUCUCCUCAUAAGAGAUGCUCCAAAUCCCUCAUCAUCUUUGUGGCCCUCCGUUGAACACUCUCCAGUAGCUUGUCUCUUUCUUGUCACAGAGCCGUCAAGGCAUUCACUCAGGCUCUGAAUUCACUCAGUGCUGAUGCACUGCAAACAGCAGAGGAAGGUUGAAAAAUAAAUGUGUUGAUUUUUAAAAACCA